This is a messenger RNA of Funneliformis caledonium, 546 nucleotides long. The record is from the annotation of a GenBank genome assembly. NCBI's taxonomy places the organism in Eukaryota, Fungi, Glomeromycota, Glomeromycetes, Glomerales, Glomeraceae.
CCACUAGAAAUUUAUGUUGAUGAUGAAACUAAACUCACUCUUCAUGGUCUUCAACAACAUUUCAUCAAAUUACCUGAAACUGCUAAGAACCGCAAAUUGAAUGAUUUACUUGAUACGCUUGAAUUUAACCAAGUAUGCAUCUUUGUUAAAUCGGUUCAACGUGCAAAUGAGUUAAAUAAACUUCUUUGUGACUGUAACUUUCCAAGUAUUUGUAUUCACGGUGCAAUGAAGCAAGAAGAAAGAAUUGCCAAAUAUAAAUCAUUUAAAGACUUCCAGAAGCGAAUAAUGGUCGCAACUGAUGUUUUUGGACGUGGAAUUGACAUUGAACGUGUGAAUAUUGUUAUUAAUUACGAUAUGCCUGAUGGCCCGGACACAUACUUACACAGGGUUGGGCGUGCUGGACGUUUUGGUACCAAAGGUCUUGCUAUUACUUUCGUAGCAAAUCAAGAAGACGCCGACACAUUAAACAAAGUACAGGAAAGAUUCGAAGUCAAUAUUACAGAACUACCGACUGAAAUAGAGAUCAAUGAUUAUAUGGCAUCAUGA